GUUUAACUUCCGCUUCAGGGAAAACGCAUGAAAAUAGACAUCAUCAUACUUAAAAAAGCUUCUUGUUUUGUCCUAAGAUUGUUAACACAUGGAUGUGGAAACUUCCCCAAGAAGUGGUGGAAGUACACCAGUACAAGAUGAAGAUGGUAGAGCUACUCCUGUGAUGGAUGAGAUGGAAGGUGGGGGUACACCAUUACAGGAUGAGGGAGGGUGUACCCCAGUACAGGAUGAAGGGAGAUUAACCCCAGUACUUGAUGAACCUACCUAUGAUAUGAGGGCUUCCCCUCAAGAUGCAGAAAUGGAAAGUGAUAAUGAAACAGACAGAGGUGGAGGAGGAAUUCUGGGUAAUAAUGAUGAUGACUAUGUUAGUGAUGGAGGAGAAGUUGAACGUGAAGAAGUAGAGCCCCAGUCACCAAAUAGUGGUCCAGCAUCACCUGACCAGAGUCCACCCAGAUCACCUGAUGUCAGUAUGUCUCCAGUGGGUAGUCCAAGAUCUGUCCACAGUAGAAGUCCACCUCAGUCUCCUGGUGGAAGUCCUGUCGUUGGUGAAAGUGGACCCCAGUCCCCUGUUGGCAGUCCAGUAGGUUCUCUGGCAGGUAGUGGUAGCCCACGCUCUAUGAGAAGUGGAAGUGCACCUGCUUCACCAGUAGGAAGCCCAAGAUCUGUUCAUAGUGAAAGUCAAAAGUCACGUUCAAGAAGUCAUAGUAGAUCAGCUUCUCCAGCAAGGAGUAGGUCAGGCUCUCCAGUAAGAAGCAGAUCUGGGUCUCCAGUGAGAAGCAGAUCAGGGUCGCCUGUCAGAAGUAGAUCUGGGUCACCUAGAAGUAGGUCAAGAUCACCAGCUAGAAGUAGGUCAGCAUCACCUGUAAGAAGUAGGUCAGGAUCUCCUAGAAGUAGAUCAGGAUCUCCUAGAAGUAGAUCAGGAUCACCAGCAAGAAGUAGGUCAGGAUCUCCCAGAAGUAGAUCAGGAUCCCCAGUAUUAAGCAGGUCAGGAUCUCCUAGAAGUAGGUCAGCCUCACCAGCAAGAAGAAGAUCAUGGUCUCCAAGAAGCAGAUCAGGGUCACCAGUCAGAAGUAGGUCAGGUUCACCAGCCAGAAAUAGAUCAGGAUCAAGGAGCAGGAGUAGAUCUAGGUCACCAGCAAGAAGCAGAUCAGCAUCCCCAGCAGGAAGUGGACGCGGAUCAGACAGUGAAGAUGAGGUUAAAACAAAGAAAAAGAAAGGUAGUGAUGAUGAAGAUGAAAGUGAUAAAGAAUCAGAAGUUGGUGAAUUGAUAGCGAACAUUUUUGGUUCUAGUGAUGAAGAAGAAGAAUUUGAAGGUUUUGAUGAAGAUGACAUCGAAGCAGCAAAUAAAAAGAAAGAGAAGAAAAAAUCAACAGCUAUUGUAUCAGAUGAUGAAAAUGAUGAAGGAAUGGCCACAGGGAAAGAUGAUGGUCAGGUUCUACCAGAAUUAUCCGAUGAUGAAAAUGAAGAAGCACUCAGGAGGGCAGCUAGGGAUCAAGAAGAUUUUAUCUCAGACUUUGAUUUGAUGAUGGAAAGAAAGAAAGCAGAACAAAGAAAGCAAAGAAGGAAAAAAAAUGAGGGAGAUCUUAUAAAUGAUAAUGAUGAUUUAAUUGCUGACAUGAUUUGUAAAAUGAAGGAAGCUGCUGAGGGUGACAGGGAAUUGAACAGAGCAAAGAAACCUGCAAUCAAAAAGUUAAAAUAUCUUCUCUCUGUUACUUCACAGUUACGCAAGGCAGAUUUACAAGAAGCUUUUCUGGAUCAAGGAAUUCUCAAUGCUAUGACAGAAUGGUUAGCUCCUUUACCAGACAAAAGUUUACCACAUUUACAGAUCAGAGAAAACUUUCUGAAAGUUUUGCAAGAGUUUCCAAUUAUCAAUCAAGAUUCAUUAAAAAGUAGUGGUAUUGGUAAAGCUGUGAUGUAUUUAUAUAAACACCCGAGAGAGACGAAGGAAAACAGAGAAAGAUGUGGUAAACUUAUUAAUGAAUGGUCCCGUCCAAUUUUUAGUUUAACAGCUAAUCAUAAAUCAAUGUCUAAAGAGGAAAGAGAAGAAAGAGACUAUGCUCAUUUACCAAAGAGAAGAAGAAUAAGUGCUGAAGGAAUGACACCAAGGAGAGAUAUAGAUAAAGUAUUAGCUGGAGAAGACCAAUCUGUAAGGCCUGGUGAAAAAGGUUUUGUAAUGAGAGCAAGAGUGCCCAUGCCAUCUAAUAAAGAUUAUGUUGUAAGACCAAAAUGGACCUCAGAAUAUGAAAUGGAACAACAGAAGUCCAGAGGUAAAAAGGAUAUUUCCAGGUAUGAAAAACAUGUCCGUGCAUUUGCCGAUAAAAAGAAACAUGGAAAAGCUCAGAGAGCAGUAGGUAUCAGUGUAGAAGGCAGGAAUAUGGCUCUGUGAUACAACCAAUGGAAGAACAUUACAGAUUGUCAAUAGAUUGUGCUGGCCAAUCAACUGGGAGGUCUCUUCAGUAACAGUUUUUAUUGGAACAAAUAAUGUUUGAAUCGGUAAAACCAUUCACACAAUUCUGGAAUAAAUAUAUUUGAGCCAACCAAUCUGUUUAAAGUCAUAUAAUCAGACCAUAGAUGUAUAAAUGAUUGGCUGAAAAUUUAAAGCUAAAGUGUAGCUGAUUUUUUCAGUUUUAUUUAGGCAACACCCAUUUAACUUUUUGAGGGCAUGUUUCUUUAAAAACAAGUUUAACAUUUUUUUAUUCUUAAUUUUGUGAAAAAAAUAGUUUGUCUUAGUAAGAAAAUGGAAAAAAUUACUUCUUUCCUUUUAAAAUUUUUUGUAAAAAAGCAACAUUGACUUUUGAAAAACAAUCUUUUUCUGUAUAUUAUUGAACAAAAUAUUUUUUUUUUAUUGAGAAAGUUUAAAAAAAAAUCAUCAGAAAGAAAAUUCAUGCCCAUCAAUCACUAAAGGAGAUGUCACUUGAUUGGUGCCUAAACACUUGCUUAUAGCUCCAAUGCUAGUCAAAAACACUCUUUAUGAUUUGAAAUAAAAAGUUAAGAGUUUAUUUUUGAACAGUUGAUAAGAAGUUAUAAUAGUAUUUUUAUCAGUAUUAAAUUCUGGUGGAAGUAAUUGAAUAUACAGUAUAAGUAUUGAUAUGAAAGUUGAUUUAAGAGUUAUUUUCCAAAUAACAAAGGGAGACAAUUCAAUCUCAGUUACCCAAAAUUAUAAACAGAUGACAUUUACAAGUUUUCUUGACUUAGUAAUGCUUUUAUGUAAAUAACAAAAUUCUGUUAGAAUACAAUUUGCUAAGUAGGAGACCUUUAAACAAUGUCCCAUAUAUAUUCAUUUAAAUACUUAAAAAAAGAGACUUCAACAACUGCUUUAGUUAAAACAUUUGUUCAGAUAUUAUUUAAUGUAAUGAUAUGCAUGUAUGGAUAUGCUGCUUUUCAUCAAAUCAGAUUGGCUGGCUCUCAGCAUUGACAGUGCUUUGAAAUUUGUAAUUUUAUAGAACUUGUGUGUAUAUGAUUGAACUUGAUGUAAAAUGAUACAUUUUUGUCCACAAUUUGUUGAGAAAAAAUAAUGAUCAGGAAUUGCAAAAUGAUUUGAAAAUGGGCAUCAUUAAAGUAAUGAUUUCUUUAGAUUUGGGACUUUUUAAAAUGAUUUACCUGAUGGUUGUUGGAAAUAACAUUUCAUUUUCAGGAAUAACUGUAUUUUGACUUAUUGCUGAGACUUGACAAUUUAAAAAUGUUUCAUUUUUGCUUUGAAAGUAUGUCAAGUAGUGAUUAAAAUUAGAAUCUUUUGUGACUUUUGUACAAUGAAAAUUAGACUAUAUACAAAGUCACAGGUUAGAUUAUUCAGCAGUAAAUUGAAUAUCAAAGACUUUUGCUUGAGUUGAAAAUGAGAGUGGUCUAAAUUUGUAUAAUCAAAGAAGUACUUAUUUUAUUGCAGUAACCUUCCUUAACAUUUAGAUGAAGAACAGCAAUACAAUGCUGUUUUAUCUAUAUAAUAAUUAUUCCCCAAUAUUUCAUGUGAAUAUUGUCCCUUAUGCAAGAAACACUAUAUCUUUCUUUUCAAAUUGAAUUAAAAGCAAAAUUACAUAUUUCAUAUAUGUAGGACUGGGAGGUGUGAUGGGGACACUGAAGUGCCAUGGUCUGCUUUGAAGUAUGAUGGUCCUUCCACUGAUGUGCCAUUGUCUAUAUGACGCAUGAUUUCUAGUUAUAAAUUUACUAUCUAGUUAGUAUAUAAAUUUGCAUUCAUUAUUGUCCAGAAAACAUUUAUGGCAUUUUGGUUUUCGAUAAAAUCUUUGUGUGUGGUUGCAAGAUCAGAAUCAGUAAAAGAAUUUACAUCCUGCAAUAAACAAAUUUAGGAUUAUGUGACAUUUGUAUACUGUUUGAAUAACAUUUGUAAGUACCCUGUUAAUAUUAUAGUUUCAUCUAAACCUUCCAAACCAUUAAGGUACAUUCUUUUAAACGGUGUUUGCAACAUUUGAAAUAAUAGAAUAUAUUUCAUAUUAUGUUUGUCCUAAGUUUCAUACUAAAUGAGAAAAUGUACUGUUUAAUUUUGCUGCCAUCUCUCAAAGAUAUACUAAAAACCUGAAAAUCGGCAUUUACCAAACAAGAACAUGAAAAUCAUUGAAAAUAUAGGUUCUGUAGUCCAUCACACUUCAGCGUUACCAAUAGUGCACUUCAGUGUAGCUAUCUACAAGAUCACAAUACCACCAUCACACUUCAACAUGAUUAAAAAUGCACUUCAUCAUCAAACAAUCACACUUCAACAUGACCAUUGGGGUUCUGCGUACCAUGGCAAGUCCUACAUAUAAUAUAUAUUUCUAAAAAUAAAGAAAUGCAAAUCUUUCCUCUUUUAUCGGGAUAUAUCUCCUCUAAACCAUUUGUCAACAAAUUUUAGAAUUAUAAUUUUACCAUCUAUAAUCUAUAAUGAUUUGAUUUAUAUUGUGAAUAUGGUGAAUGAGAGUGGCACUGUGAAAAGCAGUGCAGUUUUUUUCUGUGUAACUGAGGAUAAUGAAUGCCUGAUUUAGAAUAUAUUUUAUUAUGGUAGCCCAAAAUAGUUGUACAGCUUUAAAGGUCUUUCUGGGUGUUAUGCCAGUGGAUUACACAUGUGAAUUAAGUUAUAUAAUCCCUAAAAUCUAUAAUGAUUUGGUGGUCAUUGUAAAGGAGAAGUAUGAUAAGGCUGUUAUUUGGCCCCUGAAUUGCAAAAUUUGUAAAAUUUUUGAAGCCUUAAAAAACUACGUUGAUUUUUAUUGUCGAGCCUGCGACUUUUGUCGCAGAAAGCUCGACAUAGGGAUAGUGAUCCGGCGGCGGCGGCGGCGGCGGCGGCGGCGUUAGCUAACUUCUUAAAAGCUUUAUAUUUUAGAAGGUGGAAGGUCUGGAUGCUUCAUACUUUGUAUAUGGAUGCCUCAUGUUACGAAGUUUCCGUCAGUCACAUGUCCAAUGUCCUUGGCCUCAUUUUCAUGGUUCAGUGACUACUUGAAAAAAAAGUUCAGAUUUUUUGUAAUGUUAGAUUCUCUCUUAUUAUAAGUAAUAGGAUAACUAUAUUUGGUAUGUGCGUACCUUGCAAGGUCCUCAUGCCCGUCAGACAGUUUUCACUUGACCUCAACCUCAUUUCAUGGAUCAGUGAACAAGGUUAAGUUUUGGUGGUCAAGUCCAUAUCUCAGAUACUAUAAGCAAUAGGUCUUGUAUAUUCGGUGUAUGGAAGGACUGUAAGGUGUACAUGUCCAACUGGCAGGUGUCAUCUGACCUUGACCUCAUUUUCAUGGUUCAGUGGUUAUAGUUAAGUUUUUGUGUUUUGGUCUGUUUUUCUUAUACUGUAUGCCAUAGGUCUACUUUAUUUGGUGUAUGGAAUGAUUGUAAGGUGUACAUGUCUAGCGGGCAGGUGUCAUCUGACCUUGACCUCAUUUUCAUGGUUCAGUGGUCAAAGUUAAGUUUUUGAGUUUUGGUCUUUUUUUCUAAUACUAUAUGCAAUAGUUCAACUAUAUUUGGUAUGUGCGUACCUUGCAAGGUCCUCAUGCCCGUCAGACAGUUUUCACUUGACCUCAACCUCAUUUCAUGGAUCAGUGAACAAGGUUAAGUUUUGGUGGUCAAGUCCAUAUCUCAGAUACUAUAAGCGAUAGGUCUUGUAUAUUCGGUGUAUGGAAGGACUGUAAGGUGUACAUGUCCAACUGGCAGGUGUCAUCUGACCUUGACCUCAUUUUCAUGGUUCAGUGGUUAUAGUUAAGUUUUUGUGUUUUGGUCUGUUUUUCUUAUACUGUAUGCCAUAGGUCUACUAUAUUUGGUGUAUGGAAUGAUUGUAAGGUGUACAUGUCUAGCAGGCAGGUGUCAUCUGACCAUGACCUCAUUUUCAUGGUUCAGUGGUCAAAGUUAAGUUUUUUGAGUUUUGGUCUUUUUUUCUAAUACUAUAUGCAAUAGUUCAACUAUAUUUGGUGUAUGGAAAUAUUUUAUGAUCUAUUUGGCAGUCACGCAGGUUUUAUUUGACCUUGACCUCAUUUUCAAGGUUCAUUGCUCAGUGUUAAGUUUUUGUGUUUUGGUCUGUUUUUCUUAAACUAUAAGCAAUAGGUCAACUAUAUUUGUUGUAUGGAAGAAUUGUUAGCUGUACAUGCCUGCCUAGCAUGGUUCAUCUGACCUUGACCUCAUUUUCAUGGUUCAUUGGUCAAUGUUUAGUUUACUUGGUUAAUGUUAAGUUUAUGUGACAGUUGUAAUAAAGCUUUAUAUUUAGGACUAUCAACAUAAUAUCAAUGAUUAGUAAAGAAGGCGAGACAUUUCAGCGUGUGCACUCUUGUUGAGAAAUGAACAGGUUUGUUUAACCUGGACACUUCAGUGCAGAAAGGCCACUUACAAUGUCACUAUGAUGUCAUAAAUAUGUAGUAAUUGUUAUAUUUGACCUAAAAUGGCCAUUUUACACAUAGUAAUUGGUCAAAGUAGAUAUGAGUCAAGGCAUUACACAAAAAGAUAUUUUACACACAUUACUAUCUUUGUAAAAUACAUCUUGUAGUAGAAUAUCUUUUUGGGUAAAGCUUAAGUUCAUAUCAAAAUAUUAAUGUGGCUAUUUUGACAGCUUUUCCAGUUUUACACUAAAUUCAAGAAGUUUGGAGCCUAAAUGCAAAUAUGAAAGACAAAAUUAAAAAUAUAGUUACUGAAGAUUGACAAACUAAUGUCUUAAGAAUGCCUGUAGUAUGUUAUGUGCUAUUUUUAUAAUGUUUUUUUUUACAUUGGAAGUCAGGGGGCAAAAAAGUGGUGUUAUCAUACCAUGUCCUUUAUGAGAAAGAUCUAAAGUAGUGUUGACUUGUAUGUAAAUAUAAAGACAAUUCCACAUUGAAAUCUUUAUUAUAGUGUCCUGAUUAGAUCUUUAAAGGUGCAGUUCAUUUGUAUUUAAUCAUUAUUUCAUUAUUGUUGUUUGUUUUUGUAAAAGACGAAUGAAUGAUUGGAUUUGUUGAAUGUUUAUGUACAUAAAACAUUUAAAUA
Molecule: messenger RNA, 7410 nt
Organism: Mytilus californianus (California mussel)
Lineage: Eukaryota; Metazoa; Mollusca; Bivalvia; Mytilida; Mytilidae
Product: protein IWS1 homolog A-like
Exons: 16
Coding region: 89-2386 (765 amino acids)
Biological process (GO): poly(A)+ mRNA export from nucleus
Cellular component (GO): nucleus
Source: RefSeq, a predicted model, not a curated record